Tauraco erythrolophus (red-crested turaco) is the source of this 6884-nucleotide messenger RNA. NCBI's taxonomy places the organism in Eukaryota, Metazoa, Chordata, Aves, Musophagiformes, Musophagidae. The record is from RefSeq and is a predicted model, not a curated record.
AUGGCUUGGUUGACUGCCUAGACCCAGACUGCUGCCUCCAGUCUACUUGUCAAAACAGCCUGCUGUGCCGCGGCUCACGUGAUCCUCUUGACAUCAUCCAACAGAGUCAUUCUGGCUCACCAGCUGUGAAGUCAUUCUAUGAUCGAAUCAAGCUCUUAGUGGGGAAGGACAGCACUCAUAUCAUCCCAGGAGAAAAUCCCUUCAACAGCAGUCUUGUGUCUCUUAUAAGAGGCCAAGUGGUGACUACAGAUGGAACUCCUCUAGUUGGGGUCAACGUGUCAUUUGUCAAGUAUCCAAAGUAUGGCUAUACCAUCACUCGUCAGGAUGGCACAUUUGACUUGGUUGCAAACGGUGGAGCAUCCCUAACCUUGCACUUUGAACGGGCCCCAUUUCUGAGUCAGGAAAGGACAGUAUGGUUGCCUUGGAAUAGCUUCUAUGCCAUGGACACGCUUGUGAUGAAGACAGAGGAGAACUCCAUUCCCAGCUGUGAUCUAAGUGGUUUUGUCCGUCCUGAUCCAGUCAUCAUUUCAUCACCACUUUCAACUUUCUUCAGUGAUGCUCCUGGCCGGAAUCCUAUUGUACCAGAAACACAGGUUCUUCAUGAAGAAAUUGAGAUCCCUGGCUCUAGUAUAAAGCUCAGCUACCUGAGUUCCCGUACUGCUGGAUACAAAUCCUUACUUAAGAUCGCCAUGACCCAGUCACUUGUGCCGCUGAAUCUAAUCAAAGUUCAUUUGAUGGUAGCAGUAGAAGGGCAUCUGUUUCAAAAAUCAUUUCAGGCAUCUCCCAACUUGGCAUAUACAUUUAUCUGGGACAAAACAGAUGCAUAUGGUCAGAAGGUUUAUGGGUUGUCAGAUGCUGUAGUUUCUGUGGGUUUUGAAUAUGAGACUUGCCCCAGUCUCAUUUUGUGGGAGAAGAGGACAGCACUGCUUCAAGGAUUUGAACUAGAUCCUUCAAAUCUAGGAGGAUGGUCUUUGGAUAAACAUCAUGUACUUAACGUCAAGAGUGGUAUAUUGCACAAAGGCAAUGGGGAAAAUCAGUUUCUAACUCAGCAGCCGGCCGUGAUAACCAGCAUUAUGGGGAAUGGGCGUCGAAGAAGCAUAUCCUGUCCCAGCUGCAAUGGUCUGGCAGAAGGAAAUAAGCUUUUGGCCCCUGUGGCACUGGCAGUGGGUAUUGAUGGAAGUCUCUUUGUUGGGGAUUUUAACUAUAUUCGGCGUAUCUUCCCAUCCAGGAAUGUUACUAGUAUAUUGGAGCUGAGAAAUAAAGAGUUUAAACAUAGCAACAAUCCUGCUCAUAAAUACUAUCUGGCCGUGGACCCUGUUUCAGGCUCGCUGUACGUCUCAGACACCAAUAGUCGACGGAUAUACAAAGUCAAGUCCCUCACAGGCACAAAAGACCUAGCUGGUAACUCCGAAGUGGUAGCGGGGACUGGAGAGCAAUGCCUGCCUUUUGACGAAGCCAGAUGUGGGGAUGGAGGGAAGGCAGUGGACGCAACCCUAAUGAGCCCUCGAGGAAUUGCAGUGGAUAAGUACGGACUCAUGUACUUUGUUGAUGCCACUAUGAUUAGAAAAGUGGAUCAGAACGGAAUUAUAUCAACCCUGCUGGGCUCCAAUGACCUAACUGCUGUUCGACCUCUCAGCUGCGAUUCCAGCAUGGAUGUCACCCAGGUACGGCUGGAGUGGCCUACUGAUCUCGCUGUCAAUCCCAUGGACAACUCACUUUAUGUCCUAGAGAACAAUGUUAUUUUACGGAUCACAGAAAAUCAUCAAGUUAGCAUUAUUGCUGGACGCCCCAUGCACUGCCAGGUUCCUGGUAUAGACUACUCUCUUAGCAAACUGGCUAUUCAUUCUGCACUUGAAUCAGCCAGUGCCAUUGCCAUCUCACACACAGGAGUUCUUUACAUCAGUGAGACAGAUGAAAAAAAAAUUAAUCGGCUACGCCAGGUAACUACCAAUGGAGAAAUAUGCCUUCUUGCAGGGGCAGCUUCAGACUGUGAUUGCAAAAAUGAUGUCAACUGUAAUUGCUAUUCUGGGGAUGAUGGGUAUGCCACUGAUGCCAUCUUAAAUUCACCAUCUUCCUUAGCUGUGGCCCCAGACGGUACCAUCUACAUAGCUGAUCUUGGAAAUAUCCGCAUUAGGGCUGUCAGUAAAAACAGGCCCAUUCUUAAUUCUUUUAACCAAUAUGAAGCUGCAUCUCCAGGAGAACAGGAGCUGUAUGUCUUCAAUGCUGACGGGAUUCACCAGUACACUCUCAGCCUUGUUACCGGGGAGUACUUGUACAAUUUCACCUAUAGCAGCGAUAACGAUGUCACGGAGGUGAUGGACAACAAUGGCAACUCCUUGAAGGUCCGACGAGAUGCCAGUGGGAUGCCCCGCCAUUUACUGAUGCCGGAUAAUCAGAUUGUCACGCUGGCUGUUGGCACUAAUGGUGGACUCAAGCUAGUCUCAACACAGACCCUGGAGCUCGGAUUAAUGACAUAUAACGGAAACAGUGGUCUCUUAGCAACGAAGAGUGAUGAAACAGGAUGGACAACAUUUUAUGACUAUGAUCAUGAAGGGCGUCUGACCAAUGUAACACGUCCCACUGGAGUGGUAACUAGCCUUCAUCGAGAAAUGGAAAAGUCUAUUACCAUCGACAUUGAGAAUUCUAAUCGGGAUGACGAUGUCACGGUCAUCACAAAUCUCUCCUCUGUGGAGGCUUCCUAUACAGUUGUUCAAGAUCAAGUGAGGAACAGCUACCAGCUCUGUAAUAAUGGUACUUUGAGAGUGAUGUAUGCCAAUGGCAUGAGCAUUAGCUUUCACAGCGAGCCUCAUGUCCUGGCUGGGACUGUGACUCCCACCAUAGGACGAUGUAAUAUUUCUCUACCAAUGGAAAAUGGUUUAAACUCAAUUGAAUGGCGUCUGAGGAAGGAACAGAUUAAAGGCAAAGUGACUGUGUUUGGAAGAAAGCUCAGGGUGCACGGAAGGAAUUUACUGUCCAUUGAUUACGACCGGAACAUCCGCACAGAAAAAAUCUAUGAUGAUCACCGGAAAUUUACGCUGAGGAUCAUUUACGAUCAGCUAGGACGGCCUUUCCUCUGGCUACCCAGCAGCGGCCUGGCUGCUGUCAACGUGUCUUAUUUCUUCAACGGGCGCCUGGCUGGGCUUCAGCGCGGUGCCAUGAGUGAGAGAACAGACAUCGAUAAGCAAGGCAGGAUCGUAUCGCGCAUGUUUGCAGAUGGGAAAGUCUGGAGCUACACCUACCUAGAAAAAGUAGUUUCUCUCGUCUUUCACAGUCAACGACAGUACAUCUUCGAGUAUGAUUCUUCAGACCGUCUUCAUGCUGUUACCAUGCCUAGCGUUGCUCGGCACAGCAUGUCAACUCACACCUCUGUUGGCUACAUCAGAAAUAUUUAUAAUCCUCCUGAAAGUAAUGCAUCAGUGAUUUUUGAUUACAGUGAUGAUGGGAGGAUUUUGAAAACAGCAUUCUUAGGUACUGGCCGACAAGUCUUCUACAAGUAUGGAAAGCUAUCCAAACUAUCUGAAAUUGUUUAUGACAGCACUGCAGUUACUUUUGGAUAUGAUGAAACUACAGGUGUGCUAAAAAUGGUGAAUUUGCAAAGUGGAGGAUUUUCUUGUACAAUCCGCUAUCGUAAAAUUGGUCCUCUCGUUGACAAACAAAUCUAUAGAUUCUCUGAGGAAGGUAUGGUCAAUGCAAGGUUCGAUUAUACAUAUCAUGAUAAUAGUUUUCGCAUUGCAAGCAUCAAACCCAUAAUAAGUGAGACGCCUCUUCCAGUUGAUCUUUACCGUUACGAUGAGAUUUCUGGCAAAGUAGAACAUUUUGGCAAAUUCGGAGUUAUUUAUUAUGAUAUAAAUCAAAUUAUUACCACAGCAGUCAUGACGCUGAGUAAGCACUUUGAUACCCAUGGACGCAUUAAAGAAGUCCAAUAUGAAAUGUUCAGAUCCCUGAUGUACUGGAUGACUGUGCAAUACGACAGCAUGGGAAGGGUAACUAAGAGAGAACUGAAACUUGGUCCAUAUGCAAACACAACGAAGUAUACCUAUGAUUAUGAUGGAGAUGGGCAACUGCAAAGCGUAGCAGUAAAUGACAGGCCAACCUGGCGUUACAGUUAUGAUCUGAAUGGAAACCUUCAUCUCCUGAAUCCUGGAAACAGCGUCCGAUUGAUGCCUCUGCGCUAUGACCUAAGAGACAGGAUUACGCGCUUGGGUGACAUACCAUACAAAAUUGAUGAUGAUGGAUUCCUGUGUCAGCGAGGCUCAGAUAUAUUUGAGUACAACUCCAAAGGACUCCUAACAAGAGCUUACAACAAAGCAAAUGGGUGGAGCGUUCAAUACCGUUACGAUGGACUUGGCCGAAGGGCUUCUUGUAAGACUAACCUAGGGCAUCACCUACAGUACUUUUAUGCUGAUCUUCACAAUCCAACAAGGGUAACUCACGUCUACAAUCAUUCCAAUUCAGAAAUUACCUCUUUGUACUAUGAUCUGCAAGGCCACCUCUUCGCGAUGGAGAGUAGCAGCGGGGAAGAAUAUUACGUCGCCUCUGAUAACACAGGCACUCCAUUAGCCGUAUUCAGCAUCAACGGCCUCAUGAUCAAACAACUUCAGUACACAGCAUAUGGGGAGAUUUAUUACGACUCUAACCCUGAUUUUCAGCUGGUUAUUGGGUUCCAUGGAGGGCUGUAUGAUCCUUUAACCAAACUCGUCCAUUUUACCCAAAGGGACUAUGAUGUCCUAGCUGGACGCUGGACGUCUCCUGAUUACACCAUGUGGAAAAACAUCGGUAAAGAACCUGCUCCUUUCAAUCUGUACAUGUUCAAGAGUAACAACCCUCUCAGCAAUGAACUGGAUCUAAAGAAUUAUGUAACAGAUGUCAAAAGCUGGUUGGUGAUGUUUGGAUUUCAGCUUAGCAACAUUAUUCCUGGUUUCCCUAGAGCAAAAAUGUACUUUGUGUCACCGCCAUACGAGUUGUCUGAGAGUCAAGCGUGUGAAAAUGGACAGCUAAUUACAGGAGUUCAGCAGACGACAGAAAGACACAACCAAGCUUUCAUGGCUCUUGAGGGACAGGUCAUAUCUAAAAGAUUACAUGCCAGUAUUAGAGAAAAAGCAGGUCACUGGUUCGCAACAACCACUCCUAUCAUUGGGAAAGGAAUCAUGUUUGCUGUGAAGGAAGGCCGUGUAACCACUGGCAUUUCCAGCAUAGCCACAGACGAUAGCAGAAAGAUUGCCUCUGUCCUGAACAGUGCUCACUACCUGGAAAAAAUGCACUACAGCAUCGAGGGGAAGGACACCCAUUACUUCGUGAAGAUAGGCUCGGCCGACGGCGACCUUGUCACCCUCGCAAUGACCAGCGGGCGGAAGGUCCUGGAGAGCGGAGUCAACGUCACCGUCUCCCAGCCCACUCUCCUCGUCAACGGGAGGACUCGAAGGUUUACGAAUGUUGAGUUUCAGUAUUCCACCCUGCUGAUCAACAUCCGCUACGGACUGACCCCCGACACGCUGGACGAGGAAAAGGCGAGAGUGUUAGACCAGGCUCGGCAGCGAGCCCUGGGAUCAGCCUGGGCCAAAGAGCAGCAGAAGGCACGGGAUGGCCGAGAGGGCAGCCGCGUAUGGACAGACGGAGAGAAGCAGCAGCUUCUGAACACGGGAAGGGUUCAAGGUUACGAGGGAUAUUAUGUCCUGCCCGUGGAGCAGUACCCAGAGCUAGCAGACAGUAGCAGCAACAUCCAGUUUUUAAGACAGAAUGAAAUGGGAAAGAGGUAACAAAUUAACCUGCUGUCAUCCUUUGCUGGAUGAAUCAGUAGUCAUAACUGUUAUCUCCUCUCCUAAGGAGAUGAAGACCUAAAUGGGGGCACUAGGCUGAGCUACUUUGGGAUAGUAAGUGGCAAAAAAGCUCAUAUUUUUUGAGUUAAAUGCUACUGUUCAAGUGAUUAAAAACCACAUCCUGAAGUGGACUAAAGCCAGACUGAAAACUCUAACCAUACAAAUUAAAAAGUACCCCUGAAAUAUUACCCACUUGUUCUGGGUCUAAAGAAAAACAAAAAGAAGGCCUCGUAUUGUAUUACCUCACUCCAUUCACACGUGAGCAAACUAAGAAAUCCAAGUGGGCCACUUUCACUAACCAGCUGAUGAAACACAGAUGAUUCAGACUGCUUGUUUGAUAAAUAUCCAAGAGGUUUUCAUUUAAAGCAAAAUACAGGUGCAUUUAAAACAUGACUUUGGGGUGAUUUGUGUGUAGCAACUGGAGGACAAUGAGAAUGCAAGUGAGAGCGCACUGGAAAUAGUAAAGAAAAUUAUAUUUAAAAGUAACAAAACCACACUUGCACUCUGACCCUCCACUUGUCUGGCCUGAAGCUUAACUUAUUCAAAGAGGGCAGAGUGUAAAGUUACAUUCAAAAUGGUGGCUAUAAAUCACCACAAAUAAAUUUCAUACUCUGUUUGUCUUUGAAGAUUUCCAUUGUGGACAGUAUAACACAGUUACAGGGUGUAGUCUGUUUAGAUUCAGUAGUUUGUUGGUAUCAGUUCCAGUAGAGCUGUGGGCAUUGUGUUACACUAUUGCAAAUGGGCACCACGUCAGAUCACCCUGUACAUACAUCAGCCAGAAGGCACAAUCACUGUUUCAGAUUUAAAAAUUAUUAGUGUGUUUGUUUGGUCGAGAAACUGAGACAAUCACAUUACAGUCACCACAAGAAAAAAAAAAAAGAAAAAAAAAAGUCUAAUAAGAACUUUGGUACAAGAACUUUUUUGUAAUAUACAUGUAUGAAUUGUUCAUUGAGUUUUUAUAUUAAUUUUAAUUUGCUGCUAAGCAAAGACUAGAGACAGGCAAAGAUAAUUUAUGGCAAAGUGUUUAAAUUGUUUAUACAUAAAUAAAGUCUCUAAAACUCCUGUGAA